This is a messenger RNA of Zeugodacus cucurbitae (melon fly), 887 nucleotides long. RefSeq names its product protamine. The transcript is spliced from 2 exons. NCBI's taxonomy places the organism in Eukaryota, Metazoa, Arthropoda, Insecta, Diptera, Tephritidae. The record is from RefSeq and is a predicted model, not a curated record. Bases 154 to 699 code for a protein of 181 amino acids.
AACUUUCUUCAAGCACAACGUCAACCAAAGAAAGUCAUGAGAAAUCUAUUACAUUCCAAUCAAUUUACAAAUUUUCUUUGAAAACUCACAAAAUCUUCUAGUUAUUUAAAAUUCUUUGAAAACUACACUAAAAAUACAAAAAUACUCAUAGCAAUGAUACGCAAUCGUAGAAAAGCGCAACGCCAAAAACACGCAGGCAAACGCCGAAAGGUGUGUAGCAAACGAAGUCGCGAGCGCCGACGAAUCGAACGUGAACAGGAGAAAUUGCGCAAAUUGUCAUUGAAAUUUGGCAAAACGAUAGCGCCGAACUUUGGGCGCGCUUUUGAGAAUAACAAACGUCAACUCACACGUCAUCCGUAUUUGAAUUAUUUGCGACACUUCAAAACCAAACAUCCGCGUUACGGAUUCGCGCGUAUCUUGCGUGAAGGCGCCAAAGCGUGGAAGCGCAUGGCACCCGAAGAAAAGGCGAGCUUCACGCAAAAGGAGGUGCUAAAAAAUUUACGUGAGGAAGAGCGGUUACAACGCAGUUCAAAUUUGUUGCCAAACAGUUCCUUACAGUUCGACUAUCGUCCACAGUCGCUGAGUACCAAACGUAAUAUCGAACGAAAGUUACGAAAUCGACAAAAAAUACCGCGACCCGAACAUGGAAACGGAGAGCGAAGACCUGUUAAACCAAAUAUAUGGUGUAAUUUUUAUUGAGUGCUUCGAAAAGUAUUGAAUUCUGACUAAAUCCUUUUUAUUGUAUCGUAAAAUUUAGAAAUUAUAUAUUGCCGGUUUUUUUUUGUGGUAAAGUUAAUCCGUGAGAUUUCUGUGCUAUAUGUAUAUAUGUGCCUUGUUUAAGGAAGUGUUGAAAAUGCUGAAUAAAUAUAGUAAACUUGUAUUAUCUA